Messenger RNA from Athene cunicularia (burrowing owl), 2504 nucleotides. It is a transcript of the gene YTHDC1, whose product is annotated as YTH domain containing 1. Gene Ontology annotation, molecular function: mRNA binding; N6-methyladenosine-containing RNA reader activity. Gene Ontology annotation, cellular component: nucleoplasm. The coding region runs from base 90 to 2204 and encodes 704 amino acids. The transcript is spliced from 17 exons. Lineage: Eukaryota; Metazoa; Chordata; Aves; Strigiformes; Strigidae. Gene Ontology annotation, biological process: mRNA splicing, via spliceosome; regulation of alternative mRNA splicing, via spliceosome. The record is from RefSeq and is a predicted model, not a curated record.
UAAACAAAGCGGUGCAUUCUGGGAAGAGGGAAUCGUUACGUGCAGGAAGAGGGAGUCUCCAUCUUAGGCGCUCGAAGCGUCGCGGCGGCAUGGCGGCUGAUAGCCGGGAGGAAAAAGAUGGUGAACUGAAUGUUCUGGAUGACAUUUUGACUGAUGCUCCUGAUCAAGAUGAUGAGUUGUAUAACCCUGACAGCGAGCAAGAUAAAAGUGAGAAAAAGGGAUCAAAAAGAAAAACUGACAGGAUGGAAAACGCUGAAAACAAGAGACAGAAACCUUCUGUGCAUUCAUCAAGGCAGAUGAUGCCAAAGCCUCCUAGUUCAUCAGUUAGCAAUAACAAGAGAAUAGUGAGUACGAAAGGAAAACCAGUAUCAGAAUACAAGAAUGAGGAGUACCAGAGGUCCGAUAGAAACAAGCGCCCAGAUGGUGAUCGAAAGACGCGCAUGUCAAGCAGUUCCAGGGAACCUUAUAAAGGACAACCAGACAAAACUUGCAUGAGGAAGAGGGAUAUUGACAGAAGGGCGAAGUCUUCUACACCAGAUGGUUCAGAGAGAAUCAGGCAUGAUGUGGAUAGAAGACCAAGCAGAUCCAGCCACUCUUCUAAAGAAGAGGUGAACUCUGAGGAAUAUUGUUCAGAUCACGAGACUGGCAGUAGUGGUUCCUCUGAACAAGGCAAUACAGAGAACGAGGAGGAAGGAAUGGAAGAAGAGGAAGAUGAUGAAGGGGAGGAGGAUGAAGAGGUGGAAGAGGAUGGGGAGGAGGAUGAAGAAGAAUAUGAACAGGAUGAACGAGAUCAGAAGGAAGGAAAUGACUAUGACACACGAAGUGAAGCCAGCGAUUCUGAUUCUGAAUCUGCCUCUUUCACAGAUGGAUCAGUCAGAUCUGGAUCUGGUUCAGAUGCAUCAGAUGAGAAAAAGAAGGAAAGGAAGAGAGCUAGAGGUAUCUCUCCGAUUGUUUUUGACAGAAGUGGAAGUUCUGCAUCAGAAUCAUAUGCAGGUUCAGAAAAGAAGCAUGAGAAAUUAUCAUCUUCCGUUCGUGCUGUCCAAAAAGACCAAACAAGUAAACUUAAAUACAUUCUCCAAGAUGCAAGAUUCUUUCUCAUCAAGAGUAAUAACCAUGAAAAUGUAUCACUUGCUAAAGCAAAGGGAGUAUGGUCGACACUUCCAGUGAAUGAAAAGAAGCUUAAUGCUGCAUUUAGAUCAGCGAGGAGUGUUAUUUUGAUAUUUUCUGUAAGAGAGAGUGGCAAAUUCCAAGGAUUUGCAAGACUGUCUUCAGAGUCCCAUCAUGGAGGAUCACCUAUACACUGGGUGCUACCUGCAGGAAUGAAUGCAAAAAUGUUGGGAGGUGUCUUUAAAAUUGACUGGAUUUGCAGGCGUGAAUUGCCGUUCACUAAGUCUGCUCACCUGACCAAUCCUUGGAAUGAACAUAAGCCAGUAAAGAUUGGACGCGAUGGACAGGAAAUUGAGCCGGAAUGUGGAACCCAACUUUGUCUUCUCUUCCCUCCCGAUGAAAGUAUUGACUUGUAUCAAGUCAUUCAUAAAAUGAGGCACAAGAGAAGAAUGCAUUCACAACCCCGAUCAAGAGGACGCCCAUCCCGUCGAGACCCCGUUCGGGACGUGGGAAGGCGUCGACCAGAAGAUUAUGAUAUUCAUAACAGCAGAAAGAAACCAAGGAUUGACUAUCCCCCUGAGUUUCACCAAAGACCAGGGUAUAUAAAGGAUCCCAGAUAUCCUGAAGUAGACAGACGAUUUUCAGGAGUUCGACGAGAUGUAUUUUUAAACGGGUCCUACAAUGAUUACGUGAGGGAAUUCCACAACAUGGGACCGCCACCACCAUGGCAAGGAAUGCCACCGUAUCCAGGUAUGGAGCAGCCACCACACCACCCUUACUAUCAGCACCAUGCACCUCCACCUCAAGCUCACCCUCCAUACUCAGGACAUCAUCCUGUACCACAUGAAGCAAGAUACAGAGACAAACGAGUACACGACUACGACAUGAGAGUAGACGACUUUCUUCGCCGCACACAAGCAGUUGUCAGCGGCCGAAGAAGCAGGCCUCGGGAGAGGGACCGAGAGCGGGAACGGGACCGUCCUAGAGAUAAUAGAAGAGACAGAGAACGUGACAGAGGCCGUGAUCGGGAAAGGGAGAGAGAGAGAAUUUGUGACCGGGACAGAGACAGAGGCGAAAGGGGUAGAUAUCGAAGAUAAUCUAUCUGGAACCAGUGCUCACUUAAAACAAAAAAAAGCUUGUAUUUUUUUGUGUGUUUACAAGUAGUACAUUUUAUUUUCAGCUGUCUACUUAAAGUUCAUUGUGUAGAAGGAUUUAUAAAUGACCCUCUAUUCCAAGCAUGCAGUGAACUAUGAACUGGAAAAAACUCAAAUCGGCCAAAAAUAAAAUACGCAAAGCUGACGCUCAACUUCACGUUUCUGUUGGAGAAGAAUGGGAAACAACUAAGAAUGUAGAUACUGAUUAAUUCUCAAUAAGUGUUCAUCUACUUAGUGACUUCA